Messenger RNA from Solanum pennellii, 2536 nucleotides. Its product is annotated as protein trichome birefringence-like 1. Gene Ontology annotation, molecular function: O-acetyltransferase activity. The record is from RefSeq and is a predicted model, not a curated record. Gene Ontology annotation, cellular component: Golgi apparatus. The transcript has 5 exons. Lineage: Eukaryota; Viridiplantae; Streptophyta; Magnoliopsida; Solanales; Solanaceae. Bases 127 to 2295 code for a protein of 722 amino acids.
UCUCAAAAUAUGCAAUUAUCCCUUUUUGUUAUUCCUACUCUUUCUCAUUCUUAUUACACAAUCAGAUCUUACAAGCUUUUCUCAUUUGUAUUCUAAUUUUGAUUUUUUGAAAAAAAAAAAAAAACGAUGGCAGAUUCACCUCCAACGUUGCCAAUAACACGAAAACAAAGUUCAUUUCCACCACCACCAUUGCAAAUUCGAGAUUACAAUAGCCCUCGAAUGUCAGAGUUAAGGAAAAGUCUAUUUUCACCUUCAUUGCGAACACCAACAUUCAGGAGUAAUCGAAAAUCUUUGUUGUUUUUGGCUUAUGUUUUCACUUUUUUAUUUGUUACAUGUGCUAUCUUUUUUGUAUUUAAUAAUCCUUCUAUAAAUCAUUCUUUUAGAAAAAUCCUCAAUAGUAGGAGAUCACAUUUUUCCACAAUUUUCUCACAUUAUUUUCAUUCUGAUCAUCAAAACUCAACUCUUUACUCUCUUCCAUUUACAAAUAAUGAUUCUUCAAUUUCUCAUAAUGGUUUUAUUGCAAUUUCACCUAGCCAAAGGAAUGGUUACUCUGAAAAUGGUUUGCAGAGUUCCAUGAAAAAUGAUCCUACUAGUAAAAUUGAAGAAGAAGAGAUACAAAAGGUGAAUUUGUUGUCGAAUUCGGAAAAAAAUGAUCAUGUUUUGAAGAAUGAAGGUAAAUCAAGUAGAAAAAGAGAAGCGGAAGAGAGACAAAAUGGGAAUGUGUUGUCGAAUUCAGACAAAAAUGAUCAAGUUUUGAAGAAUGAAGGUAAAUCAAGUAGUAAAAGAGAAGAGGAAGAGAGACAAAAUGUUAAUGUGUUGUCAAAUUCGGAGAAAAAUGAUCAAGUUUUGAAGAAUGAAGGCAAAUCUAGUAGUAAAAGAGAAGAUAAAGAGACUUCGAAUUCAGAGAAAAAUGAUAAAUUUUUGAAGAAUGAAGGUAAAUAUAAUAGUAAAAGAGAAGAAAAAGAGAGACAAAAGGUGAAUUUGUUGCCAAAUUCAGGAAAAAAUGAUGAAGUUUUGAAGAAUGAAGGUAAAUCUAGUAGUAAAAGAGAAGAUAAAGAGACUUCGAAUUCGGAGAAAAAUGAUCAGGUUUUGAAGAAUGAAGGUAAAUAUAGUAGUAAAAAAGAAGAGGAAGAGAGACAAAAGGAGAAUGUGUUGACGAAUUCGGAGAAAAAUGAGACAAGGAAAGAGGCUUGGUGGGAAGUGAUGAAUCAUUGUGAUGUUUUUGAUGGAAUGUGGGUGAAAGAUGAUGCUAACCCUAUGUAUGAACCUGGUUCUUGUCCAUUUAUUGAUGAGCCAUUUGAUUGUUAUCAAAAUGGAAGGCCUGAUAAUGGUUAUCAGAAUUUCAGAUGGCAGCCUAAGCACUGUAGUAUUCCAAGGUUGGAUGCCAAAGAAAUGUUGGAACUUUUGAGAGGAAAGCGAUUAGUCUAUGUCGGUGACUCUCUGAACAGGAAUAUGUGGGAAUCAAUGGUUUGUCUUCUCAGAAAUUCUGUUGAAGACAAGAAUAGAGUUUUUGAGGUAUCUGGAAGAGAAGAUUUCAAGAAAGAGGGUGCUUAUUCUUUUAUAUUCGCGGAUUAUAAUUGUUCUGUUGAGUUUGUACGUUCUACAUUUCUCGUUCAAGAAUGGGAAAUUCCAGAUGGGAAUGGAUCAACCAAAGAAACACUCAGAUUAGAUUUGGUAGAAAGGUCAUGUGACAAAUACAAAGGAGCCGACGUCCUUGUCUUUAACACUGGACACUGGUGGACUCAUGAGAAAACAUCUGAAGGGAAGGGCUACUAUCAAGAAGGUAGCCAUGUUUAUGGUGAACUAAACGUUGUUGAGGCAUUUCGCAAGGCAAUGACAACAUGGGCAAGAUGGAUUGAGGCCAAUGUAGAUCCUUUAAAGACUGAUGUUUUCUUUAGAGGCUAUUCAGUCUCUCAUUUCAGUGGAGGUGAGUGGUAUGCUGGUGGAAAAUGUGAUAGUGACACCGAGCCACUUAUGGAUGAGAAAGAUUUGUCACCUUCGUUGUAUCCACCAAUAAUGGGAAUGCUAGAGGACGUGAUAAAGUGGAUGAAGUCACCAGUAUACUAUUUGAAUGUAACCAUAAUGUCAGACUUCCGCAAGGAUGGACAUCCAUCGAUUUACAGGAAGCCAAACAUGACAGAUGAGGAGAGAAGGACGACGUUAAGGUUCCAAGAUUGCAGCCAUUGGUGCCUUCCUGGUGUACCAGACACUUGGAAUGAGCUUCUAUAUGCACAGCUAUUGAUGAAACAUUAUCAGAAACAACACAAACAACAACAACAACAGAUAGGUUCUUAGGCGAACAUAGUGAUAGUAUAAUAUCGAUAUGAUGUUGUUUGGCGUAAAAUGUCCAGAGUUAGUUAUAGUUUUUUCAUUAUGAGAAGUCAAAAACAAAGCUAUUAGCUAAUAGCUACACAUAGUUCUAUGUGGAACCACUUAUCCAAUAGUAUAGUUUCAAGUUACUUUUACUUUACCAUGUUACAUAAAAUCUGGAUAUGUAAACAUCCUUUUCAAGAUUGUCUUCUUGAUCGACCAAAUA